Molecule: messenger RNA, 1683 nt
Organism: Colletotrichum abscissum
Lineage: Eukaryota; Fungi; Ascomycota; Sordariomycetes; Glomerellales; Glomerellaceae
Product: F-box protein
Exons: 1
Coding region: 1-1683 (560 amino acids)
Biological process (GO): phosphatidylcholine biosynthetic process
Source: RefSeq, a predicted model, not a curated record
AUGGAAGAAUCAAAACCAGUGGAUGUACCUGGCGCCAAAGGCGAGGAUGCCCAAACGGACAGCGAGGCUGCUUUCACUCCCGACCACACCGAGACACAAUCCGCCCUCAGCGGUUCUCCUCCCGACCACGAUGGUCUCCAUACCCCGACCCUUGGUCCUGUGAACUCGGGGAGCCCCAAGCUUUCGAGACACGGGUCCUUCUCCGGCAGCAGUUCCUACCAGGAGGACUGGGACGUUUUCCCGCCCCUCGACCGCAUCUCUGUACUCGAUCUUCUCGACAACUUUGCUCUCCCACAGCAGCUGGAGAAGUUGCAAAAAGGCUUCUCUGCCCAGACGCAAAAGGUCCGCAAGUCCAGGGAUGCAUUUAAGAACAAGAGCCAGCACGCGCGUGAGCGCAUGGUCGACGAGUGGCGGAGACGCGUCCCUACCGCCGACGAGCAGUUAGAAAGAUACAGGAAGCGGAUGCGCACCAGCGUCGACAAGCUGGGAAAGCAAUGGAACGACACCAGGGUGGUCACGAUGCGUGAGAAGGUCUCAUUCAUCUUUGGCGUCAUGAAUAUCUUCGUCAGUGGUCUUCUCAUGGGCGGAUGGCCCGAGUACUUUCACUUGUGGUACACCGUCCAAGUGCUGUACUUCAUGCCUAUUCGAUACUUCACCUACCAUCGCCGGGGAUACCACUACUUCCUCGCCGAUCUUUGCUACUUCGUCAACCUGCUCCUCGUUCUCAGCAUUUGGAUCUUCCCUGGCUCGAGACGACUUUUCCUAGCCACCUACUGUCUCGCAUUCGGCAAUAACGCUGUAGCGAUCAUCAUGUGGAGGAAUUCGCUCGUCUUCCACAGUUUCGACAAGGUCACUUCAUUAUUUAUACAUAUCAUGCCUUGCGCAACGCUCCACUGCAUAGUCCACCUGUGGCCAGCAGAUCUCCAGGCCAGUCGUCUACCUGCCAUCUGGGCUCUGAAACACUCCCCUGCUGGCUCAAGUGGAGGCUACGGAAAUAUCGUCUCUAUGCUUGCCUGGAGCUCUGUUCCCUACGCUAUCUGGCAGCUUUCCUACUACUUCUUCAUUACUGUUCGUCGGCGUGACAAGAUUGCUGCCGGUCGGCCGACAUCCUUCACUUGGCUGCGCAAGUCAUACUCCAAGACUUGGAUCGGGAAAGUCGUUCUCUCUUUGCCAGACGCCCUGCAAGAAUCUGCCUUCAUGCUGAUCCAGUACUCGUACGCGGUACUCACCAUGCUUCCCUGCCCCCUGUGGUUUAUGAGCAGGUAUGCCUCGGCGGCAUUCCUCUCCAUCGUCUUCACCUGGAGCGUGUACAAUGGAGCAACCUACUACAUCGACGUCUUUGGUACACGUUUUCAAAAGGAGCUCGAAGCACUGAGGGCCGAGGUCAAACAGUGGCAGAACACACCCGAAAUGGGCGGCCAGUCGCCCCUGAUGACGCCGAAUCCCGAAGGGUCCGCGCCGAGCGAGCUGCACCUCACAAACAGCCAAGACGGAGCAAGUGGCAACCUCAACUCGGCUUACAAGCACGAGAACACGGUCAUGGAAGAAAGCAUAAAGGCCGGUGCGCAGUCCGAUCGGAUUCCGCUGCUGAGCGAAGAGCUCUCGGCCCAGGGGGUAGCCAGUGGGAUUGAUGGGGGUGCUAGAGACGUGGCCAAGGAGAGAAAGGCAGCAGGGGCAUCUUGA